AUGCUGGGGGAGUUCCUCUCCAGGGUCCUCCUGCUGCUGUUCGGGUACGCGAUGCCGGCGUUCGAGUGCUUCAAGACGGUGGAGGCGCGCCCCAACGACGCGCACAUGCUCCGCUUCUGGUGCCAAUACUGGAUCAUAGUGGCCAUGGUGAUAGCCGUCGAGAGCUUCAUCUCAUGGAUGCCGAUGUACGGAGAAAUCAAGCUGGCUUUCUUUGUGUACCUGUGGUACCCCAAGACAAAGGGCAGCGACAUCGUGUACGACACCUUCCUCCGGCCCAUGGUGAUGCAGUACGAGCCGAACAUCGAGCAGAGGCUGCUGCAUCUGAGAGCCAGAUCGGGGCAGCUGCUCACCUUCUACAUUCAGAACUUCGCUGAUAAAGGGACGGCCUUCUUCAUGGAUGUCCUGCGAUCCGUCGUUUCUGACGAACCUGCAGCAUCAGUUUCAGAGAGGAACAAGAAGUCGUCCGGGUGGAGCCCCUUCGCCACCAAACGCCGGCCGCCGUCGCCUCCGCCACAAGAGUCCAUCUUCGGCGGCCCCGCCGACCUUGACGCCGCCGCCGUGGCCCAGGUUAUCCGCGCUUCCAUGGCCGGCGCCAAGCCGGCCCGGCGACAGUACAGUGGGAAGUACUAA
Molecule: messenger RNA, 630 nt
Organism: Triticum turgidum subsp. durum (durum wheat)
Lineage: Eukaryota; Viridiplantae; Streptophyta; Magnoliopsida; Poales; Poaceae
Source: the annotation of a GenBank genome assembly